Messenger RNA from Penicillium canescens, 4065 nucleotides. RefSeq lists its product as uncharacterized. Bases 1 to 4065 code for a protein of 1354 amino acids. The record is from RefSeq and is a predicted model, not a curated record. NCBI's taxonomy places the organism in Eukaryota, Fungi, Ascomycota, Eurotiomycetes, Eurotiales, Aspergillaceae. The transcript has a single exon.
AUGAAUGCCAUCAAGUCCACCGUUCUAGACAAGUUUGCUGCCAACCCAGUGGUGAAAGAGGUCAUAGAUAUUGCCACAUACUCCGGCGAUCGCAUGCAGCGACUGAAAGAAGUCACAUUGGACGAAACCCAGAACCACAAGCUGCGCCACAUUCUAAAGCACUUCCUCACUCCCAGCAUCAAGCCAAUCUUUGUUGAUGAUGAAGACGCUACUUCACCCGAUGAUCAUCGUGUCCCCGAUGACUGGUUGGCCAUGGUGGACCAAGACUUGAAGAUGCCUUUCCGCAUGUUCGACGUCGAGACCAGAAACAUGGUCAGCACAUUUAACCUUGGUCUGCAUGACCAGUACUGUAUCGUUUCCCACAGCUGGAAAGGGUCUGAAAUUGGCUACGGAUACUUCGCCAAUGCCAGAACAUUCGAUCCUAAGAAAAACUCUCAGGCCGGCGACCAAGGCGCACAGGUUGAGGGUUUGCAACCCGAGGAGGCGAAGUCAAACUCGAACGACCUAAGCAACGUGAUUGAAAGGUGCAGAUCUGAUAUCAAACAGUUGGAGGAAAGCCUUGAAGCCGCACUCCCCUACGUCAAAGCCAGAAAAGAUGGACGAAGACCUGCGGAUAUCGCAACGCUUCUCCAAUGGUUUAUCGACGCCAAUGGCGCCGAGUAUGAUCUCGGGAGAUCACAAAAAGCGCUUCAUGAUGCCACAGGAAACCUUUCAAGUGCCGAGCGCGAGGCAGACUAUUAUGAAGAUCUAUGGAAAAAGCUCAAUCGUGCCCAAGCCAAGGUUUUCGUUUCUGAGGCUGUUGCGGGAAAGGAGGAGGCAGAAAAGACCGAGAAGGAACAGAAAGAGGACGAAGAUAAGGGGGCAGAGAGGAAGGAAGCAGAAAAGACGGAAGUUCACUUAGCAAUUAACCGUCUGAAAGAAGGAGCAUGUAUCCAGCACAAACAGGCGGAAGAGAAGUUCCAGGCCGCUUCAACAGCCAGAAAUGAAGCGGAAGACACAAUCAAGUUUUUUGACGAUAAUCGUGAAUUGUGCUACGGAAUCGAGAAAUUGUUGGUUUCCUUACAACACAUCCGGUCCUCACGCAAGAUCGAUCACUCAAUCACCCAGGCGAAGAAGCUGUUCGAUACGCACUUCCCAAAAGGCGGAAAAAGAUACGUGUGGCUUGAUACUUGCUGUAUUAACAAGGCUGACAGUUAUGAGUUGACUGAGUCUUUGGCUUUGAUGGGUGACUGGUAUGCCAAUGCCGACUUCUGUCUGGUGCACCUAGACACUCCCCGCUCGGAGUCUUCAUGGAUUGAAGAAUGGAAGCAUUGGAAGGUCGCUUCCUAUGAGCCCAUAGAAGUCAACAUGGAGGAGUUUGAGAGAAUUGGCUUUGAUGGGGCUGAUGAGACCGACAAAGCUAAUAACCAGGUGGAAUGGGCAACGCGAGGAUGGACAUUGCAAGAGCUGGUGCUGAGCAAGGUCACCUACUAUGUCAAUUCGCAUUGGAAGAAUUUGGUCAGACCCAUCGAGCACAUUGGCCCCUUCUACCACCUCCGUCCCUUCAUUCAACGCUAUCGGCGUCACCCAUUUGUCCAGAAUUUCAGAACUAUCCCCGCUGAGCAAAUGGCAAAACUUGAGGAGUUGCUGGACCCCGAGGUUAUUCAAAAGGAGAUGCCUCGGGAACGAAAACUCUCCCUUAUGCUUCAUAUCUUGGAAUUUUCGCCGCCGAAACACUUGAAAGAGAAAAUGGCUGAAGCCCAGAUCGGCAAGGCGGUACUUACUGCUAGUACCAAGUUACCCAGUUUGCUAAAGGGCUUGGUUGAGAAUAAGAAAAACUUCGAUGGGUCCUGUUUAUCAAAUCUUAUGGACCAGGAAGGUCAUCUGAAUGAAAGGAUCGCCGUCUUCAAUCAUAUGUUGGCUAGUCUGGUUGAUCUGACGGAUGAGGCUAUUAUCGCGGAUCGGAAGGCUAUUUCAAAAUUCAGCAAAGUUGAGAACUUGACAAACUGGAUCACUGGGGACGGACUCUUGGAUUCCUCUGCAAGUACCUCUCUGGUCACCGCUUCGUCACGACAGACCACGGUCCCAACUGACCAGGCGUACUCUUUGAUGGGUAUCCUCGGUGUGCGAUUUCCAGCUUUCCCGGCAGAAGGAUUGCCUAAAGCCCUGGCCCGGCUGUUAGAUGAAGUGGUAAUUUCAUAUAACGAUGUUUCGGUAUUCAACUGGACCGGGAAACACCACGGUAGUCCCCUUCACGGACGAUCGCUGUAUCCUGCGACCAUUGAUGCGUUUGUGAAUCCUGUGAGCAAUCCAAAGCUUAAAUCGCAGGCGGAGACCAACCAGCAGAUUCUCAAGCUCUUUAGGGACCAGCGGGUGCGGCAAAGUGAAAUUGCCACGAAUGUGAACUUAUGCUUAACCGAAAUUCUGAAAGCCACAAAGGAAAUUCCGGACUGUCAUCCGGUGUUUGGCGAUCUGGUUUUCCUAGUUAGGAAAAUCAGGCUUGCCAAUUUUGAUACCCUCAAGCCCUGUAUCGGAAAUUUGAGGAAGGUCGUUACGUCCCUUGUGGAUGAACAGGUAGAGAUCAAGACGAAAGACGAAGUGAAGAGCGCCGAGAAGAAAAUGGACAGCAAGGAAAAGACACCAAGUGAAAAACCAGGAAGAUUUGGCUUGGGGCGUAUUAAUCCAUUGCCCAAGUCCGUCAAGUCACUCGAAGUGCCCAAGUUGCCAUUUGGGAGAAAAUGGCCGAGUACGCAGGCAACCGAGACAGAUGCACCAAACGAGGUUUCCACGCAAAAAGAAUUCCCUACGCCAGAAACAGAGGAUCCGUGCCCCGGCUUUGGGCACCAUACCGAGCCUUUGGACACAUACAUCCAGCAUGUUCUUGAUGUCCUGGCUUACUACACGACAUCCAAAACAAAAUACAACCACGCAUCUGAGGCACGAGAGAAGGACAACUCAAACGACGAUACGAACAAUACAACCAGUCUCAGGGCGAAGUCGCAAUCCCAAAACAGAAGAAUGGUUUGUCCCAACCCAGUCACAGUGAGCACUGCCGGUAUCCGAGGCAUCUUUGAUAUCCAACGAAUCAUUGUCGAUAUGGUUGAGCCCAAGACACUACGUUCCCGAAUCCGAAACGCUGUCAGCGGCCAGUAUAUUGAUGGUUGGUGUACCAUCAGCACUGGAUUCGCCGUCACUCUGGUUGCUUUCUCGUGUGAGCGGGACAUGCUCGAGCAGCAGCUUGAUCUGGUGGAUGUCAUCAAGCGUAAUUUUGAAGCCUCCAAGAAGAAGAACAACGAGGACUCCGACAACAAGGACACUGCAGCAACCAACGAAGAUGCGCAGAAAGUCUCUCAUCAAAACUCCCAGCAAGGCGCUCAACAAGAGGCUAAAUCUAGGGGCAAUUCCAAAUCUCCGUCAAGCAAAGAUAGUUUCUUGAGCCAAGUCAACCCGGAAAAGAGCCACGAGCAGAAGAAGGUCUCCCGCAUGAUUUCGUUUGUGCAGAGACCUGAUCUCCACAGCAUUGCCGGUGAAUGGGUUCUGUCCAGAUUCACAGGUGUUCCCGGGGCAAAGUGGUUCCUGUGCCGCCUCGAACUGGGGGCUGGAAACGAUUUCUAUGGGCGGCGAAUUCCCACAGAUGCUUUUAGCUUCGAAGACGCCGCUCCUGAACAAGGUCUGACGGAAUACUGGCACCACUUCACUGCUGAGAAGAAAGCACGCACUUGCGAUACACUUGAAAUCGCUCUCUACGGGAAGAAGCAGAUGACUUCCGCCAGUGACGAGGUGCAGAAAUUGCUGCAUUCAUGGAAAAGCGACACAAAAGAUACUGAGAAGUCUCCUCUCGAGCUUGCAAUGGAAGUAGCGCAAAAUGUUUCGUGGGACAAGGUUGCCAACGUGGGCAAAGCGACAGGAAUGGUGGUGACCGGCCUCGGUUCUGAGGCCUGGGCCGAUUAUCUUGACUCGCGCAUCGAUAAGUGCGCUUUGAAGCUCAUCCCGGUGCCGUUACGGACGCCUGUGAAGGAUCUCGAUCGUAACCGAAAGCUGUUACCGUCCAUGUUUCACGCCGGGCGCGAGGUGCAUAUGUUCUGA